Messenger RNA from Linnemannia hyalina, 1647 nucleotides. NCBI's taxonomy places the organism in Eukaryota, Fungi, Mortierellomycota, Mortierellomycetes, Mortierellales, Mortierellaceae. The record is from the annotation of a GenBank genome assembly.
AUGGUAUCGGACGAUGGUUCCAAGAUCAUUGUAUUCGGAGGAGAGCUCGACGUCACAUCAUUCUUAAGCUCAAUAUACGUCCUCGACGUCGCAACACAGAUCUGGAAACGAGGACCAGAUGUCCCCACCCAACGGUCUCAAUCUGCAUGCGCGUAUCAUGACGGGCAGUUUAUUGUCUUUGGAGGAACGGGCAGCAGGAACAUGUCGGAGGAUAUGCAUACCACCCAACCGCUGGUCUUUGAUGUCCAGGCAUUGAUUUGGGUGCUGCAGUUUACACCCAAGGAAGUGCCUUAUCCGCCUUCCUCUCCGAACGGCGGAGGGAAUGCGACAGGAAAUGGUGGUGAGACCAGGAAGAAGAAUAAUGUUGGACUGAUUGUUGCAUGUGCAUUUGGAGGGUUUGUGGUUUUGCUUGGUGUUAUGGUCGCGGUGAUUUUGAGUAGAAGAAAGCGAGAGCACAGGAAACGGGAUGUCUUUUUGGCUGGUGACAAGCAUACCAAGAGACCGGAUGGUACUGCUGUAAUCCCCAGUGAAGCGAACGCGUUCAUUCAUCCCAGCGGAGGAGCAAGAGCAGGAGGUAGAGUUGGCAAUGAGGAUGAUGAUGAGGACGAUUACCCACCAUUUCGUCGACCACGGAGUCCACCUGGUCCACCUACCAACAACUACCACCCGUACAAGCCCUUCACACCCACUGAGUAUUAUCCAUCCGCCUAUGGCUAUAUACCAACCGCUGUACCAGCACCAGUGCCAGCAACAGGAUCAACAGCCCUCAAAUCCACCGGAUAUUACCCAACCGUCUUUGGCAGUGCACCAUCGACUACAACAGCGGUAGUGAUAGCAAAAGGCGUUCCAAUCAUGGCAGCUGCCGCCGUCGUGAACAGUUCCAGGCCCGUCUCGGCCAGUUCUCGACCUGCCUCAUUCACAACCACAACAGCGCAGUCGGAUCCCUCCUUCUAUUACAAACAGAUGCAGGCAGAGAUGGACAAACCUCAACCCCAUCCACCAGCACCACCACAACCACAACCGCCACGGCCAUCAACAUCUGCGCCGCCCAGGACAUCCUAUACCUCAAGCUAUUCGCCCUCUUACUCGGAUAAUACGGAUUCGACAAUUCUGGGUCAUGUAAGCACGAUGAUCAGUCCGCCUGCUCGUCCUACAAUGGAUCUUCCCCCUCCUAUCCCGCGUCGUCCUCCUUCUGGUUCUGGAUAUUAUUCGAUGGUUUCUGUCGGAGACACGACAGCUCCGAUGGCUUCAGCGCAGCAAAAACAACAACAGCGGCGGUCGCCUUCACCGUCAGCACCUGGUCCACAGUACAGGGGCGAUGAACAUGCUCAGCAUCAGGAACAAAUUUAUCGGUCACAACAACAACAGCAGCGUCCACACUACAGCCAACACCAACAACCAUACCAACAACCGAGUCCAACCCCGGGACAGUACAGAUACUCGACGGCAACGGCAGAGGAAGACGGGGUACAGUCGCCACAGCCUUCAAUCAUCGAAGGGUACAAUGAGUUCCAUGGGCCAUGGACGAACGAUCGACGGCGGUACGCGGCGCCACAUGCGGUCCGGGAUGUGCCCAUGGAGACGUAUCGCGAUUAUAAGGUUGAGGCGCCUCGACAGCCGCAGAUGGGGCAAGGGUCCUUUCAUUGA